Cuscuta epithymum is the source of this 1347-nucleotide messenger RNA. The record is from the annotation of a GenBank genome assembly. NCBI's taxonomy places the organism in Eukaryota, Viridiplantae, Streptophyta, Magnoliopsida, Solanales, Convolvulaceae.
CUUUUUGUAAGGGAAUGAGGAAAUAGAACCCGGAGGCUAGCAUCUCCUGGGUCGGGUCUGGAUCGGUUUUCGAGUCAGUAUCUUUUGUUUAUCUUUUAUACACCUCCAUUUUCUCAUUUUGUCGAUCAGGUGAAGCUCAGAAGGAGCUGUGAAAGUUUGAAGCAGCUCGCAGCUAACCUCAAUAGUCUUAGCACAGGUCCAAUAUGGAGCAGCACAAUUCCAAACCCAUUCGCUGCAUAGUCAAACUCGGUGGAGCAGCCAUUACAUGUAAAAAUGAGUUAGAAACCAUACACAAGGAGAACCUGAUGAUCGUUUCAUCACAGCUCAGGCAGACUUUGAUGUCUGGUUCUGCUUCUUCGAGAGUUGUUGGGAUGGACUGGAGUAAAAGGAUUGGGUUCUCUGAACCACCAAUUCUUGAAAGCGGUUGUAGUGAUCAACCUGUUGUUGAUUCUAAGUCUUUUGUUGUUGUUCACGGGGCAGGUUCUUUUGGGCACUUCCAAGCAAGCAAAUCUGGCGUGCAUAAAGGUGGGUUGAGCAAACCUAUUGUCAAGGCUGGUUUUGUUGCUACACGAAUUUCGGUUACGUCUCUCAAUCUUGAAGUUGUCAGAGCUUUAGCAAGAGAGGGUAUUCCUUCUAUUGGAAUGUCUCCGUUCUCGUGCGGGUGGUCAACCUGUCAAAGAAAUAUGGAAGAAGCUGAAAUCUCAAUGGUGAUUAAUGCUAUUGAUGCUGGUUUCAUACCUGUUUUGCACGGAGAUGCAGUCCUAGACAGUUCACAGGAAUGCACCAUAUUGAGUGGAGAUGUGAUCAUACGCCAUUUGGCAGCAAAGUUGAAGCCAGAAUAUGUUGUUUUCCUUACAGAUGUUAGUGGCGUAUAUGACCGCCCACCUACAGAUCCUGAUGCGGUUCUUCUUCAAGAAAUUGAUGUGUGCGAAGACGGGAGCUGGUAUGUGGUGAAGCCAGCAUUACUAGGUGCAAGCAAGCCCGAAUUUACAGUAGCUUCCCAUGACACAACUGGUGGUAUGGUUACCAAAAUAUCUGAAGCUGCAAUGAUUGCAAAACUGGGAAUUGAUGUAUUCAUUGUAAAGGUGGGAACUGAAGAUUCACUCCGUGCAUUAGAUGGGAGUCUCUUGGGUGAAAUUCCCAACGAUUGGCUUGGAACAGCUAUCCGACUUGUAAGAUAGAAGAUGCCAACCUAAAUGCUUUUCAAUUCAAAGAAUGUAAGAUUACGUUUGGUAAUAGGAUAGCCUUCUAAAAGAAAAUGUGAGAUUACAUAAUGCAAUAUUUUCCUAAGCCGUUUGGGUUGAGCUACAUGAUAUGGCCUUAGUCUAGAUUAGGAGAAAUGGUGAG